Gavia stellata (red-throated loon) is the source of this 2223-nucleotide messenger RNA. It is a transcript of the gene USP14, whose product is annotated as ubiquitin specific peptidase 14. Lineage: Eukaryota; Metazoa; Chordata; Aves; Gaviiformes; Gaviidae. Gene Ontology annotation, molecular function: protein binding; proteasome binding; cysteine-type deubiquitinase activity. The coding region runs from base 176 to 1654 and encodes 492 amino acids. The transcript has 16 exons. Gene Ontology annotation, biological process: proteasome-mediated ubiquitin-dependent protein catabolic process; regulation of proteasomal protein catabolic process; protein deubiquitination. The record is from RefSeq and is a predicted model, not a curated record.
CUGAGGGGCCGGUUUGAAUGAGACCCCGAGGGAGGGAGGGACACGCCGGAGCCGCCGCUGCCGCCGCCAUCACCCGCCCGCUCCCUUCACACUAACACCGCUCACUGUCGCCCUAUCACUUCCCCGCCGUCACCGCGCCCUCCCAGGACACGGCGCGCCGCCCGCCCCCUCCGCCAUGCCGCUCUUCUCAGUUAACGUGAAAUGGGGAAAAGAGAAAUUUGAUGGCGUGGAGCUUAACACUGAUGAACCUCCAAUGGUCUUCAAAGCCCAGUUGUUUGCACUGACUGGAGUUCAGCCAGCUAGACAGAAGGUUAUGGUUAAAGGAGGAACUCUGAAGGAUGAUGACUGGGGAAACCUAAAAAUAAAGAAUGGGAUGACCUUAUUAAUGAUGGGUUCCGCAGAUGCGCUUCCAGAAGAGCCAAUUGCUCGACCGGUCUUUGUAGAAGACAUGACAGAGGAACAGUUGGCUUCAGCUAUGGAAUUACCAUGUGGAUUGACAAACCUUGGCAACACUUGCUACAUGAAUGCUACGGUUCAGUGUAUCCGCUCAGUGCCAGAAGUGAAAGAGGCCCUUAAAAGGUAUGGUGGUGCCUUAAGAGCUUCAGGAGAAAUGGCCUCUGCUCAAUACAUUACUGCAGCUCUUAGAGACUUGUUUGAUUCCAUGGAUAAAACUUCCUCCAGUAUUCCACCUAUCAUUCUCCUGCAGUUUUUACAUAUGGCCUUCCCACAGUUUGCAGAGAAAGGCGAUCAAGGCCAGUACCUUCAACAGGAUGCCAAUGAGUGCUGGGUGCAGAUGAUGAGGGUACUACAACAGAAGCUGGAAGGCAUAGAAAGUGAUACAGUUAUGGAGACAGACUCUGGAGCUACAGCAGCAGCUUCUAAAAAGAAGAGUUUAAUUGAUCAGUUCUUCAGCAUUGAAUUUGAAACAGCCAUGAAAUGUACAGAAGCUGAAGAAGAGGAAGUAACUAAAGGAAAGGAGAAUCUGCUUCAGCUUAGCUGCUUUAUCAAUCAAGAAGUGAAAUAUCUGUUUACAGGACUAAAAUUGCGUCUUCAAGAGGAAAUCACCAAACUCUCUCCAACACUGCAGAGAAAUGCACUCUAUAUCAAAUCUUCUAAAAUUAGUCGCUUGCCAGCGUACCUGACUAUUCAGAUGGUUAGAUUUUUUUACAAAGAGAAAGAAUCUGUGAAUGCCAAAGUUCUUAAGGAUGUUAAAUUUCCUCUUAUGUUGGAUGUGUAUGAGCUGUGUACACCGGACCUUCAGGAAAAAAUGGUUUCUUAUCGAUCAAAAUUCAAAGAUCUAGAAGACAAAAAAGUAAAUCAACAACCAAAGAAUUCUAGUAAAAGUGAUGGUGCACAGAAAGAAGUUAAAUACGAACCAUUUUCUUUUCCUGAUGAUAUUGGUUCUAAUAAUUGCGGCUAUUAUGACCUGCAGGCAGUGCUAACACAUCAAGGCAGAUCAAGUUCCUCUGGGCAUUAUGUGUCUUGGGUUAAAAGGAAACAAGAUGAAUGGAUUAAAUUUGAUGAUGACAAAGUCAGCAUUGUUACACCUGAAGAUAUUUUGAGGUUGUCUGGGGGUGGAGACUGGCAUAUAGCUUAUGUUCUACUCUACGGGCCUCGCAGAAUUGAAGUAAUUGAAGAUGAAGCUGAACAGUAGUCUUCAGUUUUAGUCAUUCUGCCUAGGUGUGAAAUAAAUGUUGAUUACUGCUCACUUCUUUAACCCCAGAGCUUUAGCAAGUGGAUGAAUGAUCUGUUAAAACCUUUUCAUGUGAAGAGGGAUAUUUCAAAACCAAUCCAUGUACCAAUUAGUCACUACUGGACUGGACUGCCCACUGUGGUGGUGACAAUACUUAAAAUAGCUUUAAUGUCUUGCAGAAGAUAAUUUUUUAAAAAUAAGCCUGUCCCCCCCUUACCCCCCCCCCUUCCUCUCUAAUGUCAUCAAGUAUUUAUUACACACCUAUUCUCACAUUUGUUACUCUUGCAUGGUUUAUACCACAGUUCAGUAGCUGUCCAUCCUUUGCCUUACCUGGCAGUUUUGUUAGGAAGGUAGAAGAGAAACUGUUGCCUUGUUGCGUAACUCAGUGCUGCUGCCCAUAGCCAUCAACCCUGGCUACAAUCAAGCAUUUGUCCAGCCUGACCUGCUGAUUCAGUCUGUUCUGUUGCUGGCAUCUCAUGACUUCAAAAUAAAUUGUGAUCAACAAUGUGUCUCCAUUAAAAAAAGUUCAU